Molecule: messenger RNA, 1515 nt
Organism: Rhagoletis pomonella (apple maggot)
Lineage: Eukaryota; Metazoa; Arthropoda; Insecta; Diptera; Tephritidae
Product: protein Teyrha-meyrha-like
Exons: 6
Coding region: 1-1515 (504 amino acids)
Biological process (GO): protein ubiquitination
Molecular function (GO): ubiquitin protein ligase activity
Source: RefSeq, a predicted model, not a curated record
AUGACGAACAAUAGUCAGCAUGUCCACAGCAACAAUGGUGGCGGCAGCAGCAGUAGUAGUAGUAGCGGUGGCGGUGGUGGUGGAGGUGGUGGUCAUGGUUUGAUCAAAGCGUCAUCAGCAGCUGCAACAGCCACCUCCAUGGCGGCCGCCGCUGCUUCUAUAGCCGCCUCAGUGGCGUCAACCACAUCCUCGCCUGCGUCAGCAAGUCAUCUCGGUCAUCACCAUCAUCACACACAUCAUCAUCACCAUCAUCCGAAUGGUGGCCUGUUGGCCGCAGCGGGUUUGGGUGGCAUGGGUGGCCUCGGCAUACCGGUAAGCUGUGCAGGUUUACGUGGUGUGGCGAGUGGUCUCAGUGGCUUGACCACAGCUGGUGGAGUCGGUGUCGGCAUUGGCAGCGGUGGCAGUUCGAGUGGCAGCAACAGUAGCGGGCAUGCGGGUGUGCUGAGUUUGCCGCCAGGUCAUGUGCCAGAUAUUUGCCCUAUCUGUGGUAUAAAAAUUUCGGCAGAAGAAUGGAAUUCACACUUUUUGACCGAACUAGACCGACUCUACAAGCUGAGCUCGGGCAUGGAACGUACGAAUUUACAGGCAUCUUACAUGUUUGCGCCGCCUUGUCCGGCGCAAGAGAAUGCCAUACGCACCAGUCAUAAUCGGUGGGAGACUUUCCAAAGGAUACGCAAUAAUAGACAGAAUCGUUUAAGAAUAAAGGGUCGAAAACGAAAAUAUGGCAAUGAUUUGUACUUCAUGGAAAACUUGUUCUGCAAUUCCUGCCCGAUUUGUAAGCGAAAAUAUGCGAUCGAAGCUGGAAAGAUGCAACCUGAGGAGGACACCAAAAUGCAAGAAGAAAUCGAAACGGUCGAUGUUGAAAGUUGCAAUGACGAUGUACCCGAUUCUGGUUCCGAGCUGACGUCACACUCCCAACUCAGUGUGAAUAGCUUCCAUCAGCACCAGAACAGCAUUGGCAAUCAGACUCUGGGCAGCAAUAUGCACAGCAGUAAUAGUCAACCGGGAAAAUUAGAUGGCAUCUUAUAUCGAACGGCUUGUGUUAUGAAUAAAGAUGCUGGGAAUAGUGAAGAUGAUUUGAAUGCAACCAGUACUAGCGGCGGGGGUGGUGGCGCUGGCGGCAUGACACAAAAUUGGAAUCACGCGCAACACAACACAGCUGCCACGAUAACAGCGCAACAACAAGGACAUAUCAGUGUGAAAAAUGUCAGCGAACUGUCAUCGACAACCCCUCACUUCUACAACGCGGACUCGUGUGGCGCUGUUGAUGAGCGCUCCAGUGGCGGUGGUGGUGGCAGCGGCAAUUGUAACGGCAAGGAUGUUUCAAUGGAAACAUGCAAUGCCAACGACAGCGACGAGGAUGUCAUUGUAGACGACGAUGAUUCUAUUAAAAUGACGAAUCUGUGCAGCAAUAAAAAACGAAAGUAUGACGAGAAGGUGGUUAGUAGCAGUAAUAAAAAGGGACAUAGGCGGUUAUUUAAAAGCUACACAAAAGAUUCGAGUCAUUUAAAAUAA